Molecule: messenger RNA, 4078 nt
Organism: Coregonus sp. 'balchen'
Lineage: Eukaryota; Metazoa; Chordata; Actinopteri; Salmoniformes; Salmonidae
Source: the annotation of a GenBank genome assembly
CUAAUGAGGACGAGGACAAGGACGAUGACUUCCGCGCUCCGCUCUACAAGAACGUGGACGUGAAGGGUGUCCAGGUCCGGAUGAAGUGGUGUGCCUCCUGUCACUUCUACAGACCUCCACGAUGCUCCCACUGCAGUGUCUGUGACCACUGUGUAGAGGUGAGAGGGAGGGAGGGAGGGAGGGAUGGAUGGAGGGAGAGAGAGAGAGAAAGGGAGGGAAGAAGGAGUGAGACAGAGAGAACAAUCAAGGGCUGGUGGAGAGUGGGAUGAAGGGGUGAAUGGGGGGGGGGGGGGGGGGGGGGUAGUGGUUGAUGGGGGAGGGAGGAGGAAGGGCCUGAGUAGGGAUCAAUAGUGUGUGUGGCUGUAGGGUAAUGGCGGGUGGGAGAAAAUGAUGGAGGGAUAGAGGGGGAGGGAGAGAGAGAGAGAUCACAUUAAUCAGGUUAAUCCCUUUCCCCCAAUCCUUAAUGUCCCCGCAGCGGGGAGAGAGAUGAGAUUUGAAAAGGGUUGGGACAAUCUGCGUGUGUACACUGAGGUAUAUUUAGACAGCUCAGAUCCUAUCAACACUUGUAUGAUAUUUGACUUCGGUAGAUAAUGCUUUUUCACUGUCCAAUACUAUUUGCUAGCUAGACCACUCCAGAAUACUCUUUGUAACAUGGAUGCACAAUGUUGGACAGAGUCAUGUAAAGUAGGCUGCUACAAUAUGUUGUCAUAAUUUUCAGAGUGAUUGAAUGUUUUAUCUAAUGUUGUGUCUCAUUGUGUCAUGACCAUAUGCAGGACUUUGACCACCACUGUCCCUGGGUGAACAACUGUAUCGGGAGGCGGAACUACCGCUACUUCUUCCUGUUUCUGCUGUCACUCACGCUGCACAUGGUGGGCGUGCUCUCCGGUGGCCUGCUCUACAUCCUACACCAUUUGGAAGACCUGUGGAAGCUGCACUGUACUGUCACGUAUCCUUCCGUACACACGCUCUGUGUACUUUGUGUAUGUGUAUGUAUGUUCAUGCUGUGUGUGCAGUAUGAUCAGGGUCAUUCAUUUCUAAAGCUCCCUAAAGAGAGUCAUUGAGGCUCCUUAACUGCUGUGUCCAGCCUGGUGGUGAUGAGUGUAUCAGGUCUGUUCUUCAUUCCUGUCCUGGGCCUCACAGGGUUCCACCUCUACCUGGUGUCCAGGGGCAGAACCACCAAUGAACAGGUCAGACGCCUCUAUGUAACUCAUGUUUUUAAAUGACUAGAUACAAGGUUUCUGGAAUAUAUGAGGCCACCCUAGGUCGAGUCCUCACUUUAAUGAUGAAAUUGUUGCAUUCUUUUCCACAGGUUACUGGGAAGUUUCAAGGAGGGGUCAACCCUUUCACACAAGGUUGCUGUGGCAACUUGGAGUAUCUCAUAUGCAGUCCCAUUUCUCCAAAGUAAGAAACAUUUGACAUUUUAUGUAAACAUCAUGUUUAAUAUAACGUUUUGGAGCUCAUUAACUUAUCUAUUUGCUUGGACCAUACCAGGUAUACAGCGAGGCCCAUUAAGAAAUCAACAGUUCGCAUCAUUCCUCCAUUCCUGAGACCAGAGACUGACAUACAGAUACCAAUUAUUAAGGUUGAGGAUAACGGCAUUCAGACUCAUGAUAUCCAAAAUAAGGUACGUCUGUCCACCCCAAAUACCCUCAGAAGGGAACAUCCCAUAUUCACACACACAUAAAACAUCAGUAUUUAACUAACUUCAUCAGCAGAUCAGAUAUGUUUAACUGCAGUUCCUUCUCUUCCGUUCUCAGCGCCCGUCCACUGAUGGUAUGGAAGAGCCAGACAUCCAACGUCUGAACACCCCACCACCGCUGCCCCCCAAACCAGACCCCAACGUGCUGAAGAGCCACCUAGCAACUCUAGAAGGUAGGGUCACAUUAGUAACCUGACAACCAGGGAUACAGUACCUAAUAUUAUAGAUAGCAUUAGGAAAUGAUCAUGAAGAAACUUGAAACAGUCCAGAAAACCCACAAACUAUCAUCCACUUCUCUCAUACUGCACCCUGGUGGCGAUAUUAUUCAAUUGGCGCCCAGAGAGGCAGCCAUGGUUUUUGUUGCUGCUUGUGUCUUCCUUGGUUUUUCUUUGUUUGUUUACUUGUGGAUUUGCAACAAAAUUUAACUCAGGAUGAGCUACUGAAUAUUAGAACCAGCCUAAUUUAGAAUGUAGCUUAGUGUUUAUAGUGAAGCUUGUAGUUCUUUAGCUUACAGUGUACACUACCGGUCAAAUGUUUUAGAACACCUACUCAUUCAUGGGUUUUUCUUAAUUUUUUUACUAUUUUCUACAUUGUAGAAUAAUAGUGAAGGCAUCAAAACUAUGAAACAACACAUAUGGAAUCAUGUAGUAACCAAAAAAGUGUUAAACAAAUCAAAAUAUAUUUUAUAUUUGAGAUUCUUCAAAUAGCCCCCCUUUGCUUUGAUGACAGCUUUGCACACUCUUGGCAUCUCUCUGGAUUAGUUCAGUCACAAAUCACAAUAGGCAUUAUGGUAAUAUAUUUACAUUUUGUAAAAUAUUUAUUUCCUUCUGCAUCUGUGUUUCGGUUCCAGAGAGUGGUCUGCAUCCCAAACCAGUGACCCCUUCCCCUGGGCAGACCCUGCAGCAGUUCAGGCCAUUACCGCAGUCCACAUCUAAGGCACCACCCCCCUCACCUGUCCAUCAGGUCAGUCAUAUCAUUCAUAGCAUUGACACCAUUCAGAUACACUGUGGAUUUAUUGUGCUGUGUUUUGAGCCGUUUCCACAGAUCAUGGUUGUGUGUUGUGUUUUGAGCCGUUUCCACAGAUCAUGGUUGUGUGUUGUGUUUUGAGCCAUUUCCACAGAUCAUGGUUGUGUGUUGUGUUUUGAGAGCUUUCUAACAGACUGGCCAUGUGAUUCUGUGUUCUGUUGAGCCUCUGACAGACUGUUGUGGCUGUGUUGUGUUUUGAGAGCUCUCUGACAGUCUGUUAUUUGUUGUGGUUGUGUCUAGGUGGCUGUGGCACCAGAGCAGCAGGGGGGCAGCAGUAGAGGUCAUAACCUGUCAUCAGAACUCAUCCUGGGCAGAUUUGACCAGCUAGCCUUCCCAUCCGGUCCCAUGUCCGCUCCACUCCAGCUCAACUCUCUCACCCUCAACUCCCGCUCCCUCACCCUCAAACAUGCCUAUCGCCACGGCAACAAGCUGCCGGCCUUGUACCCAGAGGGUCUGAUCUCCCAUCAGGUGUCUCCGGGCUUGUUCCCCCCUCACAACCCCCUGUCCAACCGCAACAGCCUCUCCUAUGACAGCCUGGUGAACUCAGGUGACCCCCACUACCUGGCCCAGCGAGGGGGACCUCCACUUCACUACCACCCGCACUUCAUGACCCUGGGACAUGAUGGCAGUGUGCUGCAGCGGCCCCCUCCACACACCUACAGCCCUGUGUUCAUGGGGGUCACCAGGCAAUCUCCCCAGCCCAGGGACACCUCACCCAGGGACCCCUCUCUACGAGACCUCACCCCUCAGGCCCUCACCUCCCGGGACCUCUCCCCUCAGGCCCUGAUGCACAGGGACCUCUCCCAACAGGCCUUGAUCCACCGGGAGGCCUCUCCGGUCCGCUAUGACAACCUCUCCAAGACCAUCAUGGCCUCCAUUCAGGAGCGGCGGGAGAUGGAAGAGAGGGACAGGAUGCUGCGGAUGCAGGCCAGGUCCCAGGCCCUGUACGGCUGCCCAGACAUGGGGGUGUAUGACAUCCCCAGCAGACGCAGCCUCCCUGCAGACAGCAUGCGCCUCCCAGGGUCCCGCGGCCCCACCCCUCCUGCAUACGGCUCCAGGGAGUUCAUGAUGAGCACUGGUAUUUUGGGGUACGGGGGUGCGAGGUCACCCCUCUCCAGCGCCUCGUCGUCCUCUCUGACCCGAGCCCCCAGGACUUCCAGCUCCCCCCUGCAGAGCAGCAGCAGCCUGCAGAGUAAGGGUCGUUCCCCCUCCCCAGCCUACCUCCCCCCAGACAGGCAGGCCCAGCCCUCAUCCUCCUCUUCCUCUGCCUCUGCCCCAGACGCCCCCCCAAAAUGCCCCUCACUCACCAACGCCAUGGAGGGAAAGGACUCAGCACCCCUGUGUGUCCCCAAA